AUGAUGCUGGAGCCCUACUUAACCUGGGAUCCUGCGCAGGUUGCGCUUUACCUCCUGCCGCUCGUGGAAAGCCAAAUCGUUGACUCUUUCAUUGAGAACAACAUUGAUGGAUCGCUUCUCCCCUUCCUCACUACGGAACAUCUACGUGAAUUGGGGAUCGCCAACUUGAGCCAAAGGCUACGAGUAAAACAGGCAAUAUCAAACCUUAUUCAUGAUCUGUUUAAUGAAGAGAAUAUUGCGAAAGACCCCGACCUUACUAGAUUGAAGAGUAUCAACAUAGAUACCAAUUACGUCUCUAUAGAAGCUCUUACUGUUUGUAUGAAACUAUUGCUGGAUAUGCCUCAGCCUGCAACGACAAAGGAAGUCAAAAAACUCGAGGGUCACUUCAGAAAGCUUAAGGCUGAUCUCGGUCCCGUAGUGAAAUUGGCGAAUGAAGUCAAACCACUUCCCGUGCCUACUCUAGACCCAGGACAUUUGAAAUCACUGCCAAGUGUCAAUUCCAAUAUAACACUCUCCGCCUCCGCGUUGCCCUCGCCAGAUAAAGAGAGUGAUGCCGGCACGAUCCAAGGUGGACAAUCACCACAAACACUCCGGCGCACUACGACAAAUGAACGAAGAGAGCAAUUGGAUUCCAGUGCUGCUCCAAGGUUGCAGCGCGCGCAUUCAACAAAUCAUUACGCUCCGUCAUUACCAAGCCCUUCACAGUCGAAUCGUUGGUCAACUGCAUCGGUGCUAUCUACUGGUGUCGGUAAACUUGCGGAUAUGAAGCAUGCCGCACCAAUAAGGUAUGCCUCUAAACCACAAUUAAUAGAUGCCUCGCCUGUUUCUUCUGGCCCAACAAGUCCCAGCGGUCUACAAACAAUGACAGUCAAGCAGCCGCCACUUCGGAGUAAACAGUCAUCCACUCUGAUUGCAUCAAGCCAUACCACAUCGAGCCAUCAGCCCUUACAAUCUCUCAAAGCAUCUUCAGAGGACACGGGAUUGCGCCUUUUACAAAGUGCCAUUAGAAAAAAUAAUAUUCCCAAGGAGAAAUGGUCAAACUACGCUCUAGUUAUAUGCUACGAGGAUAAAGAGAGGAUUGUGAAGCUUACGGAGAAACCUGUCAGUAUAUUCAAAGAACUCCAGGAGCAAGGCAAAAAUCCUACAAUUAUGCUACGUGAAUUGGUUUUGCCAGCUGCCGACGACCCAGAGGACGAGGACACUUACGAGGGUGAUAUACCUGGCGGUAUGUUAUAG
Messenger RNA from Australozyma saopauloensis, 1236 nucleotides. RefSeq names its product Ste50p (gene STE50). The record is from RefSeq and is a predicted model, not a curated record. Gene Ontology annotation, molecular function: protein binding. Gene Ontology annotation, biological process: signal transduction. The coding region runs from base 1 to 1236 and encodes 411 amino acids. The transcript has a single exon. Lineage: Eukaryota; Fungi; Ascomycota; Pichiomycetes; Serinales; Metschnikowiaceae.